CCUUCCUCCACCUCUCCUCCACCUCUCCUCCACCCCUCCUCCACCUCUCCUCCACCAUGACCUACCUGGCUCACACCGGCCACUCCCAGCUCCUCGCUCUGUCACUCUCCUGCAUUGGAUGCACGCUCACCGCCGUUUCCCUUGGACUCAUCCAGUGGAGGGUCUGGCUGGUGUCAGACAGGGAGGUCAUCAGCUCUGGGGUGGCGUGGGUGGGCGUUUUUCGGGCGUGUUUCAACAGCCACACCCUGGUGACGCCUGGAUACAGAGUGAUGCACUGCAGGUUCAUCAGCUUAAUGGAGGAUUUCACACCUCCAGAGAUAGUGGGAGGGCAGGUCCUCAUGCUGCUGUCUCUGCUGGUGGGGCUCUGUGGGAACGCUGGUGGAGUCUACACCUUGAGGAACGUGUAUUUUGGGAUGGGGAAGAACUCCCCUAUCCGCUUGACGUUCCUCACAAGUGGCGCUCUGUGCCUUAUGGCCGCCAUCAUGUCCCUCACUCCUCUGCUGUGGAACCUGAACUCUGUGGUGACCAAUCAGACUAUAAAGUUCCCCCCAGAGUUUAAACUACCCCCGACUCCUGACUCUCAACAUGUUGGGUUGGGCAUCUGGGUGGGACUGGUUGGGACGAGCCUCAUGAUUGUCUCCGGGAUUAUUUUCUGCACCUACAGGUUGCCUGUGAGGUCAGAAAACCGUGCAGAAACAGUGACUGACAGCAGGGGGAAAGAUAACCUGGCGUUUGAGUUUCACGAACACUGACGCAUGUACUUGAACUCACAGAGGAAUUGGCAACCUCAAAAUACAGAGAGUUUUGUUUACAAAUUGAGAUUUGAUGGACGUAAAACAAGAAAAGGUACUCAUACCACCGCUCCUAGAUAAUAGGAAGAGCGCAACAGCUGCAAUGAGACAUCUGUGUGGAUGUGUUGGGUCUCUUUGUGGUUGUUUUGUGGUUGUUUUGGGGUCAGGGUUAGCAGACCAAAGACUACCUGAGUGGCUUUUGAUAAAUGGUACAAUUUCUGAAUAAAUGUACUUGCUCAAAGCUGUUAAUUUAAAGGAAGCCAUAAUGAGUUUACAUAGCUAUUAAAGAUCCGUAGAAAUUGUUCUACAGUAUAUAUUGAUAUACUGUACCACAAUCUAAGCUGUUUCUAAAUAUUGUUUUCAGUUGUUUUAUUCACUGCUAAGGACAGUGAAGCUGCCUACAACUUGUACCAUCAAUUAAUGCAAACGCGUGUUUUACUGCUGUUCUUCUAGAAGAUAAUUCAAAUACAUAAGGUGCCAGCUGUUUUAACUGACAUAUAGAGAGAGAGAAAUGCACAUUUAUGAUGUAAAAUAUUCUUUGUUUUUUGUUUUGCUUACAUAUUUAACUACUUGAGGACGAGCUAACCUUCAUUUCCUCUUUGUGUUUUCACCUGAUGUUUGCAUAUAUGAUGCUUUGGUAAUAAACUGGAUUACUUUUCGUCAGUAUGAACCAUGUGUUGUGCUUUUUAAAUGUUGAAAUCAUCCAGACUAAAAGCAUGUUGUGGACAAACUUCAGUUUCUUCCUGUUGUGUGUGCACAAACAGCUGUCUUAAUGUAUUACUAACCCUAACUUUUACAAGACAUACUAGAAUGAAAGUACCCAAUGAGAUAGACACAGCAGUAUUUUCUUAAAUAUUUUAUUCAAAAAAAAGCAAAAAGCUCAUCUCCAGAAUUUCAAACCAUCUGUAUCAAUGUUCCUCUAAUGUUAUGGCUCAAAUAUUGCUGUUUGCUUAGCCGUGUGGAGAAGGAGAUGCUAUGUGUUCCCUUAAGGCUGCUGCUUAGCCGUGUGGAGAAGGAGAUGCUAUGUGUUCCCUUAAGGCUGCUGCUUAGCCGUGUGGAGAAGGAGA
Trematomus bernacchii (emerald rockcod) is the source of this 1858-nucleotide messenger RNA. Its product is annotated as claudin-34-like. Gene Ontology annotation, cellular component: plasma membrane; bicellular tight junction. Gene Ontology annotation, biological process: cell adhesion; bicellular tight junction assembly. Lineage: Eukaryota; Metazoa; Chordata; Actinopteri; Perciformes; Nototheniidae. The record is from RefSeq and is a predicted model, not a curated record. The coding region runs from base 57 to 752 and encodes 231 amino acids. The transcript has a single exon. Gene Ontology annotation, molecular function: structural molecule activity.